This is a messenger RNA of Ailuropoda melanoleuca (giant panda), 2406 nucleotides long. RefSeq names its product isthmin 2 (gene ISM2). The record is from RefSeq and is a predicted model, not a curated record. NCBI's taxonomy places the organism in Eukaryota, Metazoa, Chordata, Mammalia, Carnivora, Ursidae.
CGGGCGUUCCCCCUGAAGAAGCCGCGGCCCCAGAGCCCCGCGAGGCUGGCGGAGGUAUCAGCCUCCUCAGAUCCCGGCUCUCCUAGGGAAGAAGAGGGGAGCCUUCUGCUCCCCAGAACCUGCCACCUGCAGUCAGGGCCACGCCGUCACAGGCACCGGGCGCUCAGUGAGCCAGCAGCCCUGAGCCCGGACAGGGCGGCCCCUCCCAGGACCCCGGAGGACACUCCCUUGCUGCUUGAGCUGCAGAAACUGCCAAGAUUGGCCAACACAGACUUGAGCACCCCGAACCCCAGUAUCCAGGUGACCAUUGAGGUGGUGGAGGGUCCCCAGGCCGAGGUGGAGAUGGACCUGCUGGCCGAGCCCAGCAGGCGCUGGCCCCAGGGUGCUUCAUGCUGGCUGCCCGCCGAGGAGCUCUUCUGGCCCCUGUUCUGGGGCUACCUGGAGGGCGAGGAGGGGAGGACUGAUCUCAAGGGCAGAGCCCCAGGAGAAGAAGAGGAAGAAGAGGAGGAGGAGGAGGACGAGGAGGACGAUUACCCUGCAGAGGACGGCCAGAGUGGCCAGGAGGACAGCGACGAGGAAGAGUGCGACUAUGAGCUUCCAGCGGAGUGGAGCCCCUGGUCUCCCUGCAGUGGGAGCUGUAGCAGCGGCAGCCGGAGGAGGACUCGGCCCUGCGGCUUCGCCUCCACCGCCACCGAGUACCGUGCCUGCGACCUGCCCCCUUGUCCUGGCACCGAGGACAAGGACCCCUUGGGCUUCCCCAGUGAGGGCUGGCAGCCCCUGGCCCACAAUGCUACGGACAUACUUGGCCCAGAUGUGGACAGCUGUGAGAAGUGGCUGAACUGCGAGAGCGAGUUCCUGGCCAAGUACCUGACGGUGCUGCAGGAGCGGCCCAGCUGCCCCUGCACGUACCCGCUGGAGGCUGUGUCCAGCGCCAUGAGCCUGCAGGAUGAGCACCGGGGCCGCAGCUUCUGCUGGAGGGACACGAGCGGCCUGCGCGAGCACCUGGACGUGUACCAGCCCACGGCGUGCUUCUGCCUGCGCUCCCUGCUCUCGGUGGAGAGAAGCACCCUGGCCGCCCAGCACUGCUGCUACGAUGCGGGCAGCUGGCUGCUGACCCCGGGCAAGGGGGCUGGCACGCCCGACCUCGUCAGCACCGACUUCUCGCCUGAGCUACACUUCAAGGUGGACACGCUGCCCUGGAUCCUGUGCAAGGGGGACUGGAGCCGCUACCAUGCCGUGCGGCCCCCCAACAACGGCCGGGCCUGCGCCGACAACCCGCCCGAGGACGAGUACCUGGCCCAGUUGCAGGAGGCCAAGGAGUACUAAGGGGGGGGGGGGGGCACUGUGCCCUAGACCCUGCCUCUGCGGACCCCUCGCCCUGCCUCCGUCUCCGCCUGGACCCGGGGAGGCCAGCCUGGUGCCACAGGCCCCCCGCCAGUGAACCCCAGGCAGGUCGGCACCCCGGGUGUCGGUGUGGGGUUGGGGACAAGGUCGAGGGGUGUACAGGGCCCAGGGCGAGGGAGAGCACUCGCUCCCCGAGGUGUCUGGGUGUACCGGGGAAAUGUGUGUCUGUAGGGACUGCCUUCUCCGGCCCGCUGUGAGGCAGUGUCCCAGCCUCGCCACUCGUUUUCUUCCCUCUCCCCCUGCGCUGGCUCUCCGCGCACAUCGUGAGUCCCAGAACCUGUGGUGGGAUGCCCGGGUCCCGAGGCCCUACAGCUGCCCCUGGUCAGGCUGGCAGCCAGCCUAGUGAGCAGUCCCCCUUACCUCUGGGUGGUCGCACGAGGCCCUCUUGCCCCACCUCUGCUGGGAGCCACCACAGACCAGGGCCCGGUCCAUAACAGGUUACCUUCAGCUCUGAGCUGCCUUUCGGGUAUAGGGCUGAAGUGAAUCCGUGGGGGCAAAUGUGGACAGACAGGCUGAGGCGGCCUAGACAAGGGCUGGCUCCAGGCAGGGAAUAGGCCAACCAAUGCGGGUCCCUUCCUUUGUCCAGCACCUCUGUUCUGUUCGGGUUGUAGACGUGUGCAGGCCUGGGAGAUGGUGCGGCUUGGGGCGGACUCAGAAUUGGCUCAGGAGGUGUGCCCCACCGUGAACUGGUAAACCAGUUCUCUGGACAGGGUUGGUGGCAGGCAAGCCCAGAUUUGGGCGAUUUCUGUGGUGUAAACGCUCCCACCAUGGCCCACUUCAGGCUCCUGAGCUGAUGUUGCUGAAGGCACUGAGCUCAGAGCUGGGAAGAGAGGCACAUAAUCAGCUCUCCUACACACCUGUCCCCUCACCCCCCGAACCGUACUUCCUUGCCUUGUGUGGACUGGAAAUGCUGUGGUCCCAACUGUCCUGUUCACGAAAGCUUCUAAAGGUGGGGACCUCAGCCUCUAGAUGGCUGCCCUGAAGCUCUGUGUGACCUCAGCA